CGAAGAAAGAACUGUCAAGUUAAUGCUGCCUACUAGAUAUUUAAGUAUUGUUUACAAUUUCUUACAUGUGCUCAUUAAGGUUCAGGCAUUAUUUGAAAAUUGCAAUCAUGUAAUUAAUCUGAAGGCGAAUGAAAAAUUGUACAUAAACUCAUCAAAUUAUCAUCUCGAGCCCUAUCUGUCGCGCAGUGCUUGCCGGUACCUGCUGAAAGCUCCAACAGGCUACCAAAUUAAACUGGAAUGUAACCUGAGACUGAAAUUGCCCCCUUCUGUCACCGAUUGUCGCCAGGAAAUCUUCUAUUUUAAUGCUGAGGGCAACGAGGUGUUAACCGAGUCAGAGUAUUUUUGUGGUUCGGGUGAAAUCAAACGAAAAAGUUUCCUCAAUCAAGCUGUAAUUUCAUACAUUUCAACAGUUGACUACAAGAACAACGCUAACAAUAACAACAAUAACAACAACAACAACAGGUAUGCCAGGCAAGCAAUGGCAAUAAAUGAAGAUAUAACAAUUUCCGAUAGUGGCACUAAAAGUGGUAGCUUAAGCACUUUAACUAAACCGAGACUAAGUGAAAGAAGAGUAACGAAAGAACGAAAGAGGAAACAAAUAGCAGGAACAACAACAAUAACUUCAAGUGCAACAGUAGCUGCCAGCAACAACACAAGCACCGUCUUCGCCUUUGCUAACAUUUCAAUGAUUUUUUUAAAACCAUUGCUUGCCCAUGAACGAGCAUUGUUCGGUUAUGUGAUUGCCUUGUUGUCUAACAAAAUUGGUACAAAAACUUUUACAAAACCAAUACAAGCAACAAGCGUAACAACAAGUGUUUCUUCAAAAGUUAAAAGUGCUCAGAGACGUUGUAAGAUUUCCUUUAAACGUGCCGGCAAAAUCUUUACCAGCCAUCAAGACCAUGCAGAAAUUGGCGGCUCUUUUUCAUGCUUAAUCGAAACGAUUGAGGCAACAUGUGAAUGCGGUCGGUCAUCAGCAACUUCAAUAGCAGUAGUGAAAGUGACCACCACCUCGCAGACAAAUAACGAUUGGGAUGGUGAGACGGGUGUCAAUGAAUUUCCUUCAAUGGCCGGCGUGAUGACCGUAAAAUACAAGCAAAUUUUUUGUGGAGCAACUAUAAUUCAUCAACAUUAUCUACUAUCAGCUGCUCACUGCUUUUUAACACCAAAAACCAAUAAAGCAGAAUUGCUGCAAGUGGUUGUGGGAGAACAUAAUUUGUCAACAGAUUUCGAAACACCUUUCACACGUUACUUUGCAGUUCAAAAUAUCAUCAGUCAUGAAAAUUUUAGAUCUACAUCCAGCACAGUUUCUAACGACAUAGCCUUACUUAAAACUUUAAUUAGCAUUGAAUUCAAUUAUGGUGUGGCUCCGGCUUGCUUGCCCUUCCACUUCAAUGCACCUGAGCCGAAUGAUCGUGUCAUGGCAACAGGUUGGGGAACAACAUCAUUUGGCGGACAACAGUCUUCCCUCUUACUUAAGACUACGCUGGAUGUUAUCCCACGGAACCAAUGCGAAAAGUUGACUUCACUUCCACUAACUCGCAACAUUUUUUGCACUUUUACUUCCGGUCGCGAUACUUGCCAGUACGACUCCGGUGGUGCUCUUUAUCAGCGCGAUAGUGAGGGUCGUUUGUUUACCGUUGGUGUGAUCAGCUACGGCUUCGCAUGUGGCGGUCAACAGCCUUCGAUAAAUACACGCAUACGCUCCUAUUUGACGUGGAUUAAAGCAAAAGCUCCGGAAAUUAUAUUCUGCAUUACAUAG
Molecule: messenger RNA, 1759 nt
Organism: Glossina fuscipes
Lineage: Eukaryota; Metazoa; Arthropoda; Insecta; Diptera; Glossinidae
Product: serine proteinase stubble-like
Exons: 4
Coding region: 23-1759 (578 amino acids)
Biological process (GO): proteolysis
Molecular function (GO): serine-type endopeptidase activity
Source: RefSeq, a predicted model, not a curated record